Messenger RNA from Aspergillus terreus NIH2624, 960 nucleotides. RefSeq names its product pectate lyase family protein. Gene Ontology annotation, molecular function: pectate lyase activity. The record is from RefSeq and is a predicted model, not a curated record. The transcript is spliced from 5 exons. Lineage: Eukaryota; Fungi; Ascomycota; Eurotiomycetes; Eurotiales; Aspergillaceae. Bases 1 to 960 code for a protein of 319 amino acids.
AUGCCUGUCCGGACAGGCGCUGGCGGUUCCCACGGCUACUUUUCCCAUGCACAAGCGUGCCUCCAACAGCGUGAGCCCAUCCUGACUCUACACCCUAUCAACCCGUAUACUGACACACCAAACGGCCUUUGGCUACGCCAGCUUGAAUGGCGGCACCACCGGCGGCGCCGGCGGAACCACCACCACCGUGUCGUCGCCGUCUCCGGCGAUGACCCCAAGGUAGUCGUCGUGAGCGGCAACAUCAAGCAGACGGCCGACCAGGCGCGCGUCGGCAGCAACACCAGCAUCAUCGGCAAGGAUGCUAACGCUGUUCUUGAGGGAUUCGGAGUCCUGGUCAAGGAAAAGGAGAACGUCAUUAUCCAGAACCUGGGCAUCAAGAAGGUGCUCGCUGACAAUGGCGAUGCCAUUGGCGUUCAAUACUCGAACAACGUCUGGAUCGACCACUGCGACGUCUCCUCAGACAUGGACCACGACAAGGACUACUACGACGGGCUGAUCGACCUCACCCACGCCGCCGACUACGUCACCGUAUCCAACUGCUACAUCCACGACCACUGGAAAGCCUCACUGGUGGGCCACUCGGACAGCAACGGCGACGAGGACACGGGCCAUCUGCGCGUGACGUACGCCAACAACCACUGGGCGAACAUCAACUCGCGCGGGCCGUCGCUGCGCUUCGGCACGGGCCACAUCUACAACAGCUACUACGAGAACGUCAGCGACGCGAUCAACACGCGCCAGGGCGCCCAGGUGCUCGUCGAGAGCAACCAGUUCGUCGGCGUGAAGAAGCCGCUCUACUCGACCGACGGCGGGUAUGCGGUGGCGCGGGACAAUGAUUUUGGGGACGGCGAGAAUGCGGCGCCGGCGGGUACGUUGACGUCUGUGCCGUAUGAUUAUGAGCUUGUUGGGGCGGAUGGGGUGAAGGCUGCGGUUGUUGGGGUUGCGGGGCAGACUUUGUAA